AUGCACAUGAGCUUCAGUGGCCUGCGGGCCCUGGUGACCGGGGCUGGGAAAGGCAUCGGACGGGACACUGUGAAGGCCCUGCAUGCCUCUGGGGCCAGAGUGGUGGCUGUCAGCAGGACUCGUUCAGACCUCGUCAGCCUGACCAACGAGUGCCCUGGUGUCGAGCCCGUGUGUGUAGACCUGGGUGACUGGGAGGCCACGGAGCGUGCAUUGGGUGGCGUGGGCCCUGUGGACCUGCUGGUGAACAAUGCUGCUGUGGCCCUGCUACAUCCCUUUCUGGAGGUCACCAAGGAGGUCUUUGACAGGUCCUUCCACGUGAACCUACGAGCAGUCUUCCAGGUGUCCCAGAUCGUGGCCCGGGGCAUGAUUGCGCGUGGUGUGCCAGGCUCCAUCGUCAAUGUGUCCAGCAUGGUGGCCCAUGUCGCCUUCCCUUCCCUGUCAGCCUACAGCUCCACCAAGGGCGCAAUGACCAUGCUGACCAAGACCAUGGCCUUGGAGCUGGGACCUCACAAGAUCCGGGUAAACUCAGUGAACCCCACGGUGGUGCUGACCAACAUGGGCAAGAGAGUUUCUGAAGACCCAGAGUUUGCCAGGAAGCUGAAAGAGCGUCACCCACUAAAGAAAUUUGCAGAGGUGGAGGACGUGGUAAACAGCAUUCUCUUCCUACUGAGCGACUACAGUGCCUCCACCAGCGGCUCGGGCAUUCUGGUGGAUGCUGGCUACUUGGCUUCUUAG
This is a messenger RNA of Elephantulus edwardii (Cape elephant shrew), 735 nucleotides long. RefSeq names its product carbonyl reductase [NADPH] 2-like. The record is from RefSeq and is a predicted model, not a curated record. NCBI's taxonomy places the organism in Eukaryota, Metazoa, Chordata, Mammalia, Macroscelidea, Macroscelididae. The transcript has 8 exons. Gene Ontology annotation, biological process: glucose metabolic process; xylulose metabolic process. Bases 1 to 735 code for a protein of 244 amino acids. Gene Ontology annotation, molecular function: carbonyl reductase (NADPH) activity; L-xylulose reductase (NADPH) activity.